UGUCCGCGCUGUGGCAGGGGGGGCCAAGACCGGGCGACGGCCCUGGAGAGUCACCACGCCGCUUGAGGCAAGGGAAUAAAACUUGGCAGAAGCACCGUAACAAAAGAUGUAACUGCUUGUGCUGUUGGCUUGCUUGGGUUGCACACAUCAACAGGUUGGUUUUUUGCCCCGAAUAAAUAAAAUUAGCUGUUCCUCACUGUCCUCCAAACCCAGCACAGUACUGUCCCUGUUCUCAUAAAAGUGAGUCUCGAGGAGGGAUUUAACAGAAGGGUCUGUUUCAGGACGAGUGUGUUUUGCAUGGGGAGGGAAUAGUGAGGUCGAUGGGAGAAGUAGGUAACAGUGUUUGUGACUAGGGGUGUUGGCAGAAUGCAAGAUCGUUGUGAUAAUGGGCUGAGGUGAGAAGCUAGAGGGAAGCAGAACUGGAGAGCCCUUACGCAUGAGGUGGAGAAGCUCUGUCCUGAGUGGAAAAACAGGAAGUCAGUGGAGGGAGUCAAGGUGGAUGGAGACAGAACAUGAGGCAAGCAGCAUGACCAUCACGAUAUUGGGAUAAGUUUGGUGUGUGGUGAAGGACCCACACGAGAGGAGAUUGCGUGGAAGCUAACGAUGACCAGACCAGACUUUUAUAUGGACAGAAUAUAGAUGAGCAAUACAUAUGUAUAUAUUUUUAAAACACUUAUGCUUGCUUUGACUUGACCCAGCUGACAGGAGAAAAAAGGGUAAUUUUGCCUGUUUCUUGAUAUACGAUAGACCUGAUCAGGGACUGGUGAAAGUUGAAACUAACCUGGCAAGAAGGUUAAUUUCAUCUGAGAUCAGCUCCCUGAUCUGGUUCACUGCACGGUUAGGCAAACCCUUGUCUUGGCACAAAGGAAAGGAAAGAACCAGAGCAGGGGAGUGCCUAAGCAAUAGGGGAAAAUGGGGCUGCAGCUUUCACCAGCAAUAUGGAUCGUACCUACUUUAAGUGACUGUGAAACUAUAGCGUGUUCAUAUUCAGUGUUGCAGCGUUAUAUUGAAAAUGUCCAGAUGCUGCAACAAGUAAAAUCUGUUAUGCUAGACACUGCAUUUGCGCAGAUGCUUUUAAAGGCAGCAUGAUGAAAGAAAGAGCAGGCAACUGGAAGUACAUAGAUAGGAGGACAAGAGACUUUUCUUUUGUGAUAGUAAAUCUUUUGCACAAUCUGUCUGGGGCUCUUGCAAAGGCAGGCAGUGGAAAACUCUAAUCUUUAUAUGUUGUAUGUACAGGAAACAAGAUAAGAUAACUGUUUCUUUUUUCUCCUUUUCAUGCUGCAAAAAAAAACAGUGGCCAAGAGCAAAUCUAAAUACAUUCUGGUGAGGAUGACAAGCGCAGCAGAGACAGGCUACUGUUUCAAUGUCAGGAGACUCCGGCUACAGGAAAAACUGGUCCUGCUGAGAUACGAUCCUCUUGCAAAAAAGCGUGUCCUCUUCACAGAGAAGAGAAAAAUCCGUUCUAUCUGAACAAUGACUGGACUUGAUUUAUGCAUGAGGAGAGGACGGCUGGGGGGAGAACCGGGUGAACACUGAUUCAGAAAUCCUGCAACAUGGGCUGAAAAGAGGAAAUGAACUGGGAUCACCGUCUCCUGUGAUUUGAAGGCCAUUGUGAAUAAAACAAUGUAGAGAGAGAAAAUUCUUAAUGUCUGGACAUAGAUCAUCACAGCAACAUUUAUUUAUCUUUUGAGUUAUUUUUACAGUCCUCAAUUAAAAAAAAUUAAAUAGCAAA
Messenger RNA from Struthio camelus australis, 1732 nucleotides. The record is from RefSeq and is a predicted model, not a curated record. NCBI's taxonomy places the organism in Eukaryota, Metazoa, Chordata, Aves, Struthioniformes, Struthionidae.